GCCAGGGCCGCCGCGCGCCGGCGGCGCGCAGGCCGCCCGGCGGCUCGGGCGCCGGGGCCCUCGCGGGCGGUGUCCAGCGAGGACGUCUUCGCCAUGGUGCGCGCCUGGGUUCCCGACGAGGGCGUGGCGCGGUCCGCGUCGCUGCGGGCCCUGGCGGCGCUCGCGGCGACGGCGGCUCCGCUCGCUGCCUGCGCGGAGGGCGAGAUGCCGCCGCCCCCGACGCCGAUGUUCCAGCAGCAGCAGGGCAUGGACCAGGGGCAGCCGGGCAGAGUCACCGGGCGCGUCACCUACUCGCGCCUGCUGGAGUUCGUCGACGAGGGCUCCGUGAAGCGCGUCGACCUCUACGACAUGGGGCGCACGGGCAUCGCCACCGUCUCCGUCGGCGGGCGCCAGCAGCAGCUGACGUGCGACCUGCCGGGUGCGACGUCGGGCCUCCUCGAGAAGCUCUCCCAGAAGGGGGUACAGAUCGAUGUGCACGCCCCCGAGAAGCCCAACGAGUUCCUCAAGGUGCUCGGCGACGUGGCCUUCCCGCUGCUCAUCAUCGGCGGCCUGCUGUUCUUCCGGAGCCAGUCGGGGGGGCGGGGGGGCAUGCCCGGGAUGCCGGGCAUGCAGAACAAGAAGGAGAUCCAGCUGACCCCGAACACGGGCGUGAAGUUUGAGGACGUGGCCGGCAUCGACGAGGCGAAGGAGGAGCUGACCGAGAUCGUCGACUUCCUGAAGGCGCCGGAGCGCUUCGUGAAGGUGGGCGCGAAGAUCCCGAGGGGCGUCCUGCUGACUGGGCCGCCCGGCACGGGCAAGACGCUCAUGGCCAAAGCACUGGCAGGCGAGUCCGGGGUCCCGUUCAUCCAGUCGUCGGCCGCAGAGUUCAUCGAGCUCUUCGUGGGCGUGGGUGCCUCGCGGGUUCGCGACAUCUUCAAGCAGGCGAAGGAGAACUCCCCGUGCAUCGUGUUCAUCGACGAGAUCGACGCCAUCGGCCGGCAGCGCGGCUCCGGCAUGGGCGGCGGGAACGACGAGCGGGAGCAGACCCUGAACCAGAUCCUGACCGAGAUGGACGGGUUCGAGGGCAACAGCGGCGUCAUCGUCGUCGCGGCCACCAACCGCUCGGACAUCCUCGACAGCGCCCUCCUGCGCCCCGGGCGGUUCGACCGCCGCGUGCAGGUCGACCUGCCCGACGUGAAGGGGCGGGAGCAGAUCCUCAACGUGCACCUGCGGAACAAGAAGCUCGACGAGGAGAUCAGCGUCGGCGAGGUCGCCAAGCGCUGCGCCGGGAUGAGCGGCGCCGACCUGGAGAACCUGAUGAAUGAGUCGGCCAUCCUCGCGGCCCGCCGCAAGAAGAAGUCCAUCUCCAUGGAGGACAUCAACGACGCCACGGACCGCGUCGUGGCGGGCCUGGAAGGCAGGGCCCUGGCGGACGACGCGCAGAAGAAGCUGUUCGCCUACCACGAGGCGGGGAAGGCCCUCGUCGGCUCCCUGCUGCCCUACCACGACCCCGUCGCCAAGAUGACCCUGCUCCCCCGGGGGCAGAAGAAGAGCCUCACCUGGUUCUCCCCGGACCAGGACCAGAGCCUCAUCUCCGCGGCGUCCCUGAAGGCGCGCAUCGCCGGCUUCCUCGGCGGUCGCGCCGCGGAGCAGAUCGUGUUCGGGACCGGCCAGGUGACCACGAACGCCGCCGAGGACCUGAAGCGGGUCGACCAGGUCGCGCGCGCCAUGGUCACCCAGGUCGGCAUGUCGAGCGUCGGCCAGAUCGCCAUCGACCAGGGCGGGAUGAUGGGUCCGAGCUACUCGGAGGACCUGGCGGCGAAGAUCGACGUGGCCAUCAAGGAGCUGUCCGACGAGGGCUACCUCACGGCGCUCAAGAUCGUAGUCAACAACCGCGCCUGCCUCGACAAGCUCGCGGACGAGCUGUACGAGAAGGAGACCCUCGACGGAGCAGCCAUCAAGCAGAUCAUCUCGGAGUUCACGGAGAUCCCCGAGAAGCUGGCUGCGGUGUGAUCGCAUCCUCGCAGCUCUGGCCCGUUUUCGUCCACGUCUUACAUGUCUGGUUUUUCGCCCUUCGGGAUUUUUUCUCGCAGGUGCCACUCUUCGCCCCGCCGGCUUCCACCGCCGGCGAGCGUCCAGCCUUCGGAAGCAGCGCGGGCGUGAUUCCUCCUGCCUCGCCCGCUGUGGACUGGUCUCCACUGUACAGCGCCUCUUGCCUCGCCCGCUGCACCCGUCGCACCUGCAGCGCCGCGCCGUCUCGCCUUCGUCGGUCUCCCUCGCCGCUGGAAGCCUUUUCCGGCAGUGUACGGCGGGCCUCGGCGCGGCGGCUUUUCUUUCCCAUCGGGGGCGAGGCGCCAGCCAGAGGCCCGGAGGCGUGGAACGCACAGGGCUCAGGUCGGGCAUGUCCCGCGACAGGAGGAAGGUUCUGAACUAGUUCAUAAUAGUCUGGCGACAGAUUUCCCAGCACUUCUGGACAU
Molecule: messenger RNA, 2456 nt
Organism: Prorocentrum cordatum
Lineage: Eukaryota; Dinophyceae; Prorocentrales; Prorocentraceae
Source: the annotation of a GenBank genome assembly